Molecule: messenger RNA, 16425 nt
Organism: Cylas formicarius (sweet potato weevil)
Lineage: Eukaryota; Metazoa; Arthropoda; Insecta; Coleoptera; Brentidae
Product: mucin-3B-like
Exons: 17
Coding region: 1-16410 (5469 amino acids)
Cellular component (GO): extracellular region
Molecular function (GO): chitin binding
Source: RefSeq, a predicted model, not a curated record
AUGUUUCCAGUCCUUAUUCCACAGUCCAUGGCAUCUUCGGGCAUUUCCAGUGCUUUAGUCACUGAUGCUGCCGAAAACAUACAUCAUAAUCUAACUAGAGCAAACGAAAGUAUUUCCAUCAAUAAGUCAAGUGGAGACAGACAAUUCAGGGUGGUAGAGAUUUCAGAGAUUUCAGAAACGUCGUCGGUACUAGCGAAUUCAACUACAACCACGGAAACCACUCCUAUCACCUACAAGCCAAGUAACGACGGCCAGCUGAGGAUAGUAGAGAUACCAGAAACGGCGUUGGUACCAGCAAUGUCAACUACGACAACCGAAACAAACCCUGUCACUUACAAGACAGGAAGCGACGGACAAUUGAAAGUAUUAGAGACUCCAGAAACGAUGUCUAUGAUGAUGAUCUAUAAGCCAACUGGCGACGGACAAACGAGGAUAGUCGAGAUUCCAGAAACGUCAUUGGUACUAGCGGAGUUAACUACCACAACGUCGACGGUACCAGAAAUGUCAACAACAACACCCGAAACCUUUCCUGCCAUCCAUAAAAUAAGUAGCGAUGGACAAUUGAGGGCGGUAGAGAUUCCGGGAACGUCGACGUUACCAGAAACGUCAACAACAACAACCGAAACAAUCCCUGCCAUUUUUAGGAUAAGUAGCGAUGGACAAUUAAGGGUGAUAGAGAUUUCGGGCACGUCGACGGUACCAGAAACGACAACAAUAACAAUCGAAACAAUCCCUGCCACCGAUGAGGUAAGUACCAACGGAAAAUUGAAGGUUGUAGAGAUUCCGGGAGUGUUAUCGGUACCACAAACGUCAAUAAGAACAACCGAAGUCACCCUUGCCAACUAUAAAAAAAGUAGCGACGGACAAUUGAGGGUGGUCGAGAUUCCGGGAACGUCGUCCUUACCAGAAACGACAACAACAACAACUGAAACUCUUCCUGCCAGCUAUAAGACAAGUAGCGACGGACAAUUGUGGAUUGAAAAAAUUCCGGGAACAUCGUCGGCGCCAGGACCGUCAACAACAACAACCAAAACCAUCCCUGCCAUCUAUAAACCAACUAGUGACGGACAAUUGAGUGUGGUAGAGAUUUCGAGAACAUCGUCGGUAAUAGAAACGUCAACAACAACCGAAACCAGCCAUCCCAUCUAUAAACCAAGUAGCGACGGACAAUUGAGGGUAAUAGUGAUUCUAGGAACGUCGUCGGUAACAACAGCGUCAACUAUCACAACUGAAACUCUUCCUGCGACCUAUAAACCAAGUAGCGACGGACAAUUUAGUAUUGUAGAGAUUCCGGGAACGUGGUCGGUACGAGAAACGUCAACAACAACAACCGAAACCAUCCCUGAUACCUAUGAACCAAGUAGCGACAGACAAUUGAGGGCUAUAGAGAUUUCAGGAACCUCAUCGGUAACAGAAACGUCAACAACAACCGAAACCACCCCUGCCACCUAUAAUCCAAGUAGCGACAGACAAUUGAGGGUGGUAGAGAAUCCGGGAACGCCUUCGGUACCAGAAACGUCAACAGCAACAACCGAAACUAUGCCUGCCACCCUUAUACCCAGUAGCGACGGGCGACGGACAGUUAUAAAUAUUCUGGGAACGUCGUCGGUACCAGAAACGUCAACAACAACUACCGAAACCAUCUCUGCCAAAUAUGAACCAAGUAGCGACGGACAAUUGGGGGUAGUAGAAAUGUCAACAACAACCGAAACGCUUCCUGCUUUCUAUAAACCAAGUAGCGACGGACAAUUGAGGGUGGUAGAGAUUCCGGGAACAUCGUCGGUAUCAGGAACGUCAACAACAAUAACCGAAACUAUCCCUGCCAUCUAUAAACCAAGUAAUGAUGGACAAUUGAGAGUGCUAGAGAUUCUAGGAACGUCGUCGGUACCAGCAGCAUCAACAACCACAACUGAAACUCUUUCUGCCAACUAUGAACCAAUUAGCGACGGACAAUUGAAGGUGAUAGAGAUUCCGGGAACUUCGACGGUAGCAGAAACGUCAACAACAACAACAACUGAAACCAUCCCUGCCACCUAUAAACCAAGUAGCGACGGACAAUUAAGGGUCAUAGAGAUUUCGGGAACGUUGUCGGUACCAGAAACGCCCACAACAACAACCGAAACCAUUCCUGUCACCUAUAAACCAGGCAACGACAGACAAUUGAGGGUAGUAGAGAUACCAAGAACGUCGUCUGUACCAGAAACGUCAACAACAAUAACCGAAACCAUACCUGCCACCUUUAAUCCAAGUAGCGACGGACAAUUGAGGGAGGUAGAGAUUUCAGGAACGUCGUCUGUACCAGAAACGUCAACAACAACAACCAAAACCAUCCCUAAGACCUUUAAUCCAAGUAGCGAUGAACAAUUGAGGGUGGUAGAAAUUCCCGGAACUUUUACGGUACCAAAAACGUCAACAACAGCACCUGAAACCAUCGCUGCCACCUAUAAACCAAGUAGCGACGGACAAUUGAGGAUUAUAGAGAAUUCGGGAACGUCAUCGGUACCAGAAACGUCAACAACAACCGAAACCAUAAAUGCCACCUAUAAUCCAAGUAGCGACCGACAAUUGAGGGUAGCAGAUAUUAAAGAAAUAUCGUCGUUAUCAGAAACGUCAACAACAACAACCGAAACCAUCCCUGCCACCUAUAAACCAAUUAGCAACGGACCAAGCAGCGACGAAAAACUGAAGGUAGUAGAGACUCUAGGAACGUCGUUGGUAACAGCAGCAUCAAGUACCACAACAACAACCCUUCCUGCCAUAUAUGAUACAAGUAGCGCCGGACAGUUGAGAGGGGUAGAGAUUUCGGAAACGUCGUUGGUACCAGAAACGUCAACGACAGCCGAAACCAUCCCUGCCAUAUAUGAACUAAGUAGCGACAGACAGUUGAGGGUGGUAAAGAUUCCAGAAACGUCGUCGGUACCUGAAACGUCAACAACGACAACCAAAACCAUCCCUGCCACCUAUAAACCAAGUAGCAACGGGCAACUGAAGGUGGUAGAGAUUCCGGCAACUUCUACGGUACCAGAAACGUCAACAACAACUGAAACCAUCCGUGCCACCUAUAAACCAAGUAGCGACGGACAAUUGAGGGCUACAGAGAUGUCGGGAACGUCAUCGGUACCAGAAACCGACGGACAACUGAGGGUAGUAGAGAUUCCAGGAACGUCUUCGGUACCAGCAGCGUCAAGUGCCACAACUGAAACUGUUCCUGACAUCUAUAAGACAAGUAGCGAAGAACAACUGAGAGUGGUAGAGAUUCCAGGAACGUCGUCGGUACCGGCAGCGUCAAGUACCACAACAACAAUCCAUCCUGCCAUAUAUGAGACAAGUAGCGACGGACAGUUGAAAGGGGUAGAGAUUUCGGGAACGUCGUCGGUACCAGAAACGUCAACAACAACAACGGAAACAAUCCUUCUCAACUAUAAAUCAAGUAGCGACGGACAAUUGAGGACUAUAGAGAUUUCGGGAACGUCAUCGGUACCAGAAACGUCAACAACAACCGAAACCAUCUCUGCCAACUAUAAACCAAGUAGCGACGGACAACUGAGGGUAGUAGAGAUUCCAGGAACGUCUUCGGUGCCAGCAGCGUCAAGUGCCACAACUGAAACCGUUCCUGCCAUCUAUAAUACAAAUAGCGACGGACAAUUGAGGGUGGUAAAGAUUCCAGGAACGUCGUCGAUACCGGAAACGUCAACAACGACAACCAAAACCAUCCCUGCCACCUAUAAACCAAGCAACGACAGACAAUUGAGGGUAGUAGAUAUACCAGGAAUGUCGUCGGUACCAGGAACAUCAACAACAACAACUGAGACCGUUCCAGCCACCUUUAGCGAUGGACAAUUGAUUGUGGUAGAGAUUACGGGAACUUCGACGGUAUCACAAACAUCAACAACUACAACUGAAACCAUCCCUGCCACAUAUCAAACAUCAACAACAACCGAGACCAUCUCUGCCACCUAUAAAACAAGUAGCGAAGAAAAACUGAGGGUAGUAGAGAUUCCAAGAACGUCUUCGGUACCAGCACCGUUAAGUGCCACAAAUGAUACCUUUCCUGCCAUCUAUAAGACAAGUAGCGAAGGACAAUUGAAAGUGGUAGAGAUUCCAGGAACGUCGUCGGUACCAGCAGCACCAAGUACCACAACAAAAACCCUUCCUGCCAUAUAUGAAACAAGUAGCGAUAAACAGUUGAGAGGGGUAAAGAAUUCGGGAACGUCGUCGGUACCAGAAACGUCAACAAUGACAACCAAAACCAUCCCUGCCACCUAUAAACCAAGAACGUCGUCGGUACCAGCAGCAUCAAGUACCACAACAAAAACCCUUCCUGCCAUAUAUGAAACAAGUAGCGACAAACAGUUGAGAGGGGUAAAGAAUUCGGGAACGUCGUCGGUACCAGAAACGUCAACAAUGACAACCAAAACCAUCCCUGCCACCUAUAAACCAAGUAGCGACGGACAAUUGAGGGCUACAGAGAUUUCGGGAACGUCAUCGACAAGUAGCGAAGAACAACUGAGAGUGGUAGAGAUUCCAGGAACGUCGUCGGUACCGGCAGCGUCAAGUACUACAACAACAAUCCAUCCUGCCAUAUAUGAGACAAGUAGCGACGGACAGUUGAAAGGGGUAGAGAUUUCGGGAACGUCGUCGGUACCAGAAACGUCAACAACAACGGAAACAAUCCUUCUCAACUAUAAAUCAAGUAGCGACGGACAAUUGAGGACUAUAGAGAUUUCGGGAACGUCAUCGGUACCAGAAACGUCAACAACAACCGAAACCAUCUCUGCCAACUAUAAACCAAGUAGCGACGGACAACUGAGGGUAGUAGAGAUUCCAGGAACGUCUUCGGUGCCAGCAGCGUCAAGUGCCACAACUGAAACCGUUCCUGCCAUCUAUAAUACAAAUAGCGACGGACAAUUGAGGGUGGUAAAGAUUCCAGGAACGUCGUCGAUACCGGAAACGUCAACAACGACAACCAAAACCAUCCCUGCCACCUAUAAACCAAGCAACGACAGACAAUUGAGGGUAGUAGAUAUACCAGGAAUGUCGUCGGUACCAGGAACAUCAACAACAACAACUGAGACCGUUCCAGCCACCUUUAGCGAUGGACAAUUGAUUGUGGUAGAGAUUACGGGAACUUCGACGGUAUCACAAACAUCAACAACUACAACUGAAACCAUCCCUGCCACAUAUCAAACAUCAACAACAACCGAGACCAUCUGUGCCACCUAUAAAACAAGUAGCGAAGGAAAACUGAGGGUAGUAGAGAUUCCAAGAACGUCUUCGGUAACAGCAGCACCAAGAACGUCGUCGGUACCAGCAGCAUCAAGUACCACAACAAAAACCCUUCCUGCCAUAUAUGAAACAAGUAGCGACAAACAGUUGAGAGGGGUAAAGAAUUCGGGAACGUCGUCGGUACCAGAAACGUCAACAAUGACAACCAAAACCAUCCCUGCCACCUAUAAACCAAGUAGCGACGGACAAUUGAGGGCUACAGAGAUUUCGGGAACGUCAUCGGUACCAGAAACGUCAACAACAACCGAAACCAUCACUGCCACCUAUAAACCAUCGGUACCAGAAACGUCAACAACAACCGAAACCAUCACUGCCACCUAUAAACCAUUGAGAGGGGUAUUGAUUUCGGGAACGUCGUCGGGACCAGAAACGUCAACAACAACAACCGAAGCCAUCCCUGCCACCUAUAAAUCAAGCAGCGACAGACAAUUGAGGGUAGUAGAGAUACCAGGAACGUCGUCGGUACCAGGAACAUCAACAACAAAAACUGAGACCGUUCCAGCCACCUUUAGCGACGGACAAUUGAGUGUGGUAGAGAUUAAGGAAACUUCGACGGUAUCACAAACAUCAACAACUACAACUGAAACCAUCCCUGCCACAUAUCAAACAUCAACAACAACCGAGACCAUCUCUGCCACCUAUAAAACAAGUAGCGAAGGACAACUGAGGGUAGUAGAGAUUCCAGGAACGCCUUCGGUACCAGCACCGUUAAGUGCCACAAAUGAAACCUUUCCUGCCAUCUAUAAGACAAGUAGCUACGGACAAUUGAGGGUGGUAAAGAUUCCAGGAACGUCGUCGAUACCGGAAACGUCAACAACGACAACCAAAACCAUCCCUGCCACCUAUAAACCAAGCAGCGACAGACAAUUGAGGGUAGUAGAGAUACCAGGAAUGUCGUCGGUACCAGGAACAUCAACAACAAAAACUGAGACUGUUCCAGCCACCUUUAGCGACGGACAAUUGAGUGUGGUAGAGAUUAAGGAAACUUCGACGGUAUCACAAACAUCAACAACUACAACUGAAACCAUCCCUGCCACAUAUCAAACAUCAACAACAACCGAGACCAUCUCUGCCACCUAUAAAACAAGUAGCGAAGGACAACUGAGGGUAGUAGAGAUUCCAGGAACGCCUUCGGUACCAGCACCGUUAAGAACGUCGUCGGUACCAGCAGCACCAAGUACCACAACGAAAACCCUUCCAGCCAUAUAUGAAACAAGUAGCGACAAACAGUUGAGAGGGGUAAAGAAUUCGGGAACGUCGUCGGUACCAGAAACGUCAACAAUGACAACCAAAACCAUCCCUGCCACCUAUAAACCAAGUAGCGACGGACAAUUGAGGGCUACAGAGAUUUCGGGAACGUCAUCGGUACCAGAAACGUCAACAACAACCGAAACCAUCAUUGCCACCUAUAAACCAAGUAGCGAUGGACAACUGAGGGUAGUAGAGAUUCCAGGAACGUCUUCGGUACCAGCAGCGUCAAGUGCCACAACUGAAACUGUUCCUGACAUCUAUAAGACAAGUAGCGAAGAACAACUGAGAGUGGUAGAGAUUCCAGGAACGUCGUCGGUACCGGCAGCGUCAAGUACCACAACAACAAUCCAUCCUGCCAUAUAUGAGACAAGUAGCGACGGACAGUUGAAAGGGGUAGAGAUUUCGGGAACGUCGUCGGUAUCAGAAACGUCAACAACAACAAUGGAAACAAUCGUUCUCAACUAUAAAUCAAGUAGCGACGGACAAUUGAGGACUAUAGAGAUUUCGGAAACGUCAUCGGUACCAGAAACGUCAACAACAACCGAAACCAUCUCUGCCAACUAUAAACCAAGUAGCGACGGACAACUGAGGGUAGUAGAGAUUCCAGGAACGUCUUCGGUGCCAGCAGCGUCAAGUGCCACAACUGAAACCGUUCCUGCCAUCUAUAAUACAAAUAGCGACGGACAAUUGAGGGUGGUAAAGAUUCCAGGAACGUCGUCGAUACCGGAAACGUCAACAACGACAACCAAAAGCAUCCCUGCCACCUAUAAAGCAAGCAACGAUAGACAAUUGAGGGUAGUAGAGAUUCCAGGAAUGUCGUCGGUACCAGGAACAUCAACAACAACAACUGAGACCGUUCCAGCCACCUUUAGCGAUGGACAAUUGAGUGUGGUAGAGAUUACGGGAACUUCGACGGUAUCACAAACAUCAACAACUACAACUGACACCAUCCCUGCCACAUAUCAAACAUCAACAACAACCGAGACCAUCUCUGCCACCUAUAAAACAAGUAGCGAAGGACAACUGAGGGUAGUAGAGAUUCCAAGAACGCCUUCGGUACCAGCACCGUUAAGUGCCACAAAUGAAACCUUUCCUGCCAUCUAUAAGACAAGUAGCGAAGGACAAUUGAAAGUGGUAGAGAUUCCAGGAACGUCGUCGGUACCAGCAGCACCAAGUACCACAACAAAAACCCUUCCUGCCAUAUACGAAACAAGUAGCGAUAAACAGUUGAGAGGGGUAAAGAAUUCGGGAACGUCGUCGGUACCAGAAACGUCAACAAUGACAACCAAAACCAUCCCUGCCACCUAUAAACCAAGUAGCGACGGACAAUUGAGGGCUACAGAGAUUUCGGGAACGUCAUCGGUACCAGAAACGUCAACAACAACCGAAACCAUCACUGCCACCUAUAAACCAAGAAGCGACGGACAACUGAGAGUGGUAGAGAUUCCAGGAACGUCGUCGGUACCGGCAGCGUCAAGAACGUCGUCGGUACCAGCAGCAUCAAGUACCACAACAAAAACCCUUCCUGCCAUAUAUGAAACAAGUAGCGACAAACGGUUGAGAGGGGUAAAGAAUUCGGGAACGUCGUCGGUACCAGAAACGUCAACAAUGACAACCAAAACCAUACCUGCCACCUAUAAACCAAGUAGCGCCGGACAAUUGAGGGCUACAGAGAUUUCGGGAACGUCAUCGGUACCAGAAACGUCAACAACAACCGAAACCAUCACUGCCACCUAUAAACCAAGAAGCGACGGACAACUGAGAGUGGUAGAGAUUCCAGGAACGUCGUCGGUACCGGCAGCGUCAAGAACGUCGUCGGUACCAGCAGCACCAAGUACCACAACAAAAACCCUUCCUGCCAUAUAUGAAACAAGUAGCGACAAACAGUUGAGAGGGGUAAAGAAUUCGGGAACGUCGUCGGUACCAGAAACGUCAACAAUGACAACCAAAACCAUCCCUGCCACCUAUAAACCAAGUAGCGCCGGACAAUUGAGGGCUACAGAGAUUUCGGGAACGUCAUCGGUACCAGAAACGUCAACAACAACCGAAACCAUCACUGCCACCUAUAAACCAAGAAGCGACGGACAACUGAGAGUGGUAGAGAUUCCAGGAACGUCGUCGGUACCGGCAGCGUCAAGAACGUCGUCGGUACCGGCAGCGUCAAGUACCACAACAACAAUCCAUCCUGCCAUAUAUGAGACAAGUAGCGACGGACAGUUGAAAGGGGUAGAGAUUUCGGGAACGUCGUCGGUACCAGAAACGUCAACAACAACAACGGAAACAAUCCUUCUCAACUAUAAAUCAAGUAGCGACGGACAAUUGAGGACUAUAGAGAUUUCGGGAACGUCAUCGGUACCAGAAACGUCAACAACAACCGAAACCAUCUCUGCCAACUAUAAACCAAGUAGCGACGGACAACUGAGGGUAGUAGAGAUUCCAGGAACGUCUUCGGUGCCAGCAGCGUCAAGUGCCACAACUGAAACCGUUCCUGCCAUCUAUAUUACAAAUAGCGACGGACAAUUGAGGGUGGUAAAGAUUCCAGGAACGUCGUCGAUACCGGAAACGUCAACAACGACAACCAAAACCAUCCCUGCCACCUAUAAACCAAGCAACGACAGACAAUUGAGGGUAGUAGAUAUACCAGGAAUGUCGUCGGUACCAGGAACAUCAACAACAACAACUGAGACCGUUCCAGCCACCUUUAGCGAUGGACAAUUGAUUGUGGUAGAGAUUACGGGAACUUCGACGGUAUCACAAACAUCAACAACUACAACUGAAACCAUCCCUGCCACAUAUCAAACAUCAACAACAACCGAGACCAUCUGUGCCACCUAUAAAACAAGUAGCGAAGGAAAACUGAGGGUAGUAGAGAUUCCAAGAACGUCUUCGGUAACAGCAGCACCAAGAACGUCGUCGGUACCAGCAGCACCAAGUACCACAACAAAAACCCUUCCUGCCAUAUAUGAAACAAGUAGCGACAAACAGUUGAGAGGGGUAAAGAAUUCGGGAACGUCGUCGGUACCAGAAACGUCAACAAUGACAACCAAAACCAUCCCUGCCACCUAUAAACCAAGUAGCGACGGACAAUUGAGGGCUACAGAGAUUUCGGGAACGUCAUCGGUACCAGGAACGUCAACAACAACCGAAACCAUCACUGCCACCUAUAAACCAAGUAGCGACGGUCAUCUGAGAGUGGUAGAGAUUCCAGGAACGUCGUCGGUACCGGCAGCGUCAAAUAUUCCGGGAAUGUCGUCGGUACCGGCAGCGUCAAGUACCACAACAACAAUCCAUCCUGCCAUAUAUGAGACAAGUAGCGACGGACAACUGAGGGUAGUAGAGAUUCCAGGAACGCCUUCGGUGCCAGCAGCGUCAAGUGCCACAACUGAAACCGUUCCUGCCAUCUAUAAUACAAGUAGCGACGGACAAUUGAGGGUGGUAAAGAUUACAGGAACGUCGUCGAUACCGGAAACGUCAACAACGACAACCAAAACCAUCCCUGCCACCUAUAAACCAAGCAGCGACAGACAAUUGAGGGUAGUAGAGAUACCAGGAAUGUCGUCGGUACCAGGAACAUCAACAACAAAAACUGAGACUGUUCCAGCCACCUUUAGCGACGGACAAUUGAGUGUGGUAGAGAUUAAGGAAACUUCGACGGUAUCACAAACAUCAACAACUACAACUGAAACCAUCCCUGCCACAUAUCAAACAUCAACAACAACCGAGACCAUCUCUGCCACCUAUAAAACAAGUAGCGAAGGACAACUGAGGGUAGUAGAGAUUCCAGGAACGCCUUCGGUACCAGCACCGUUAAGUGCCACAAAUGAAACCUUUCCUGCCAUCUAUAAGACAAGUGGCGACGGACAAUUGAAAGUGGUAGAGAUUCCAGGAACGUCGUCGGUACCAGCAGCACCAAGUACCACAACGAAAACCCUUCCUGCCAUAUAUGAAACAAGUAGCGACAAACAGUUGAGAGGGGUAAAGAAUUCGGGAACGUCGUCGGUACUAGAAACGUCAACAAUGACAACCAAAACCAUCCCUGCCACCUAUAAACCAAGUAGCGACGGACAAUUGAGGGCUACAGAGAUUUCGGGAACGUCAUCGGUACCAGAAACGUCAACAACAACCGAAACCAUCUCUACCACCUAUAAUCCAAGCAGCGACGGACAACUGAGGGUAGUAGAGAUUCCAGGAACGUCUUCGGUAUCAGCAGCGUCAAGUCCAACAACUGAAACCGUGCCUGACAUCUAUAAGACAAGUAGCGAAGAACAACUGAGAGUCGUUGAGAUUCCAGGAACGUCGUCGGUACCGGCAGCGUCAAGUACCACAACAGCAAUCCAUCCUGCCAUAUAUGAGACAAGUAGCGACGGACAGAUGAAAGGGGUAUUGAUUUCGGGAACGUCGUCGGGACCAGAAACGUCAACAACAACAACCGAAGCCAUCCCUGCCACCUAUAAACGAACUAGCGACGGACAAUUGAGGGUGGUAGAGAUUCCGGGAAUGUCGUCUUUUCCAGAAACGUCAACAACAACAACUGAAACCAUCCCUGCCACCUAUGAACCAAGUAGCGACGGACAAUUGGGUAUUAUAGAGAUUUCGGGAACGUUGUCGGUACCAGAAAAGUCAAUAUCAACAACGGAAACAAUCCUUCUCACCUAUAAAUCAAGUAGCGUCGGACAAUUGAGGGCUAUAGAGCUUUCGGGAACGUCAUCGGUACCAGAAACAUCAACAACAACCGAAACCAUCUCUGCCAACUAUAAACCAAGCAGCGACGGACAACUGAGGGUAGUAGAGAUUCCAGGAACGUCUUCGGUACCAGCAGCGUCAAGUGCGACAAAUGAAACCGUUCCUGCCAUCUAUAAUACAAGUAGCGACGGACAAUUGAGGGUGGUAAAGAUUCCAGGAACGUCGUCGGUACCAGCAGCAUCAAGUACCACAACAAAAACCCUUCCUGCCAUAUAUGAAACAAGUAGCGACGAACAGUUGAGAGGAGUAAAGAAUUCGGGAACGUCGUUGGGAACAGAAACGUCAACAAUAACAGCCGAAACCAUCCCUGCCAUAUAUAAACCAAGUAGCGACGGACAAUUGAGGGUGGUAGAUAUUCCAGGAACGUCGUCGGAACCAGAAACGUCAACAACAGCCGAAACCAUCCCUGCCACAUAUGAACUAAGGAGAGACGGACAAUUGAGGGUGGUAGAGAUUCCAGGAACGUGGUCGGUGCCAGAAACGUCAACAACAACCGAAACCAUUCCUGCCACCUUUAUACCCAGUAGCGACGGACAAUUGAGUGUUAUAGAGAUUUCGGGAACGUCGUCGGUAUCAGAAAUGUCAACAACAACAACAGAAAUAAUCCCUCCCCCAUAUAAACCAAUUAGCGACGGACAAUUGAGGGUGGUAGAGAUUCCCGGAACGUCGUCGUUAUCCGCAACGUCAGCUACAACAACUGGAACUCUUCCUGCCAUCCAUAAGACAAAUAGCGACGGACAAUUGCGGGUGGUAGAAAUUCCGGGAACAUCUUCGGUGUCAGGAACGUCAACAACAACCGAAACCAUCCCUGUCAUCUAUAAACCAAGUAAUGAUGGACAAUUGAGAUUGGUAGAGAUUCUAGGAACGUCGUCGCUACCAGCAGCGUCAACAACCACAACUGAAACUCUUUCUGCCACCUAUGAACCAAUUAGCGAAGGACAAUGGAGGGUGGCAGAGAUUCCGGGAACUUCGACGGUACCAGAAACAUCGACAACAACAACUGAAACCAUCGCUGCCACCUGUAAAUCAAGUAGCGACGGGCAAUUGAGGGUUUUAGAGAUUUCAGGAACAUCGUCGGUACCAGAAACGUCCACAACAACAACCGAAACCAUCCCUGUCACCUAUAAACCAAGUAGCGACGGACAAUUGAGGGUAGUAGAGAUACCAGGAACGUCGUCUGUACCAGAAACGUCAACAACAAUAACCGAAACCAUCCCUGCCACCUUUAAUCCAAGUAGCGACGAACAAUUGAGUGUGGUAAAGAUUUCGGGAACUUUUACAGUAACAGAAACGUCGACAACAACAACUGAAACCAUCCCUGCCACCUAUGAACCAAGUAGCGACGGACAAUUGGGUAUUAUGGAGAUUUCAGGAACAUCGUCGGUACCAGAAACGUCAACAGCAACAACUGAAACCAUCUCUGCCACAUAUGAGCCAAGUAGCGACGGACGGUUGAGAGUGGUAGAGAUUUCAGGAACAUCGUUUGUACCAGAAACGUCAACAACAAUAACCGAAACCAUUUCUGCCAUCUUUAAUCCAAAUAGCGACGGACAAUUGAGGGUGGUAGAGAUUCCGGGAACUUUUACAGUAACAGAAACGUCGACAACAACAACUGAAACCAUCCCUGUCACCUAUGAACCAAGUAGCGACGGACAAUUGGGUAUUAUGGAGAUUUCGGGAACGUCGUCGGUACCAAAAAAGUCAACAUCAACAACGGAAACAAUCCUUCUCACCUAUAAAGCAAGUAGUGACGGACAAUUGAGGGCUAUAGAAAUUGCGGGAACGUCAUCGGUACCAGAAACGUCAACAAUAACCGAAACCAUCUCUGCCACCUAUAAACCAAGCAGCGACGGACAACUAAGGGUAGUAGAGAGUCCAGGAACGUCUUCAGUACCAGCAGCGUCAAGUCCCACAACUGAAACCUUUCCUGCCAUCUAUAAGACAAGUAGCGACCGACAGUUGAGAAUGGUAGAGAUUUCGGGAACGUCAUCGGGACCAGAAACGUCAACAACAAAAGCCGAAAUCAUCCCUACCAUAUAUGAACCAAGUAGCGACGGACAAUUGAGGGUGGUAGAGUUUCCAGGAACGUCGUCGGUACCAGAAACUUCAACAACAACCGAAACCAUUCCUGCCACCUUUAUACCCAGUAGCGACGGACAAUUGAGGGUUAUAGAUAUUUCGGAAACGUCGUCGGUACCAGAAACGUCAUCUACAACAACUGAAACCAUCCCUGCCACCUACGGGCCAAGUAGCGAUGGACAAAUGAGUGUGGUAGAGAGUCCGGGAACGUCGUCGAUACCAGCAGCGUCAACUACCACAACUGAAAGCCUUCCUGCCAUCUAUAAGAUAAGUAACGAGGGACCAUUGAGGGUGGUAGAAAUUUCGGGAACGUCGUCCGUACCAGAAAUGUCAACAACAACAACCGAAACCAUUCCUGCCAUCUAUAAGACAAGUAGCGACGGACAUUUGAGUAUUGUAGAGAUUCCGGAAACGUCGUCGGUACCAGAAAAAUCAACAACAACUGAAACCAUCCCAGCCACCUUUAAACUAAGCAGCGACGGACAAUUGAGGGGUAUGGAGAUUUUGGGAAUAUCGUCGGUACCAGAAACGUCAACAACAACAACCGAAACCAUCCCUGCCACUUAUAAGCCAACUAGCGACGAACAAUUGAGGGUAGUGGAGAUUCUAGGAACGUCGUCGCUACCAGCAACGUCAAGUACCACAACUGAAAAACUUCCUGCCAUCUAUAAGACAAGUAGCGACGGACAAUUGAGGGUUGUAGAGAUUCCGCGAACAUCGUCGGUACCAGAAACGUCAACAACAACAACCGAAAUCAUCCGCGCCACCUAUAAACCAAGUAGCGACGGACAAUUGAGGGUAGUGGAGAUUCUAGGAACGUCGUCGUUACCAGCAGCGUCAAGUACCACAACUGAAAAACUUUCUGCCAUCUACAAGACAAGUAGCGACGGACAAUUGAGGGUUGUAGAGAUUCCGCGAACAUCGACGGUACCAGAAACGUCAACAACAACCGAAACCAUCCCUGCCACCUAUAAACCAAAUAACGACGGACAAUUGAGGGUUAUAGAGAUUUCGGGAACGUCGUCGGGACCAGAAACGUCAACAACAACAACCGAAAAUAUCCCUGCCACCUAUAGACCAAGUAGCGACAGAGAAUUGAGGGUAGUAGAGAUACCAGGAACGUCGUCUGUACCAGAAACGUCAACAACAAUAACCGAAACCAUACCUGCCACCUUUAAUCCAAGUAGCGACGGACAAUUCAGGGUGGUAGAGAUUCCAGAAACGUCAACGUUACUAACAACGUCAUCUACAACAACUGAAAUUCUUCCUGCCACCUAUAAGACAAAUAACGACGGACAAUUGUGGGUUGUAGAAAUUCCGGGAACAUCGUCGGUGUCAGAAAUGUCAACAGCAACAACCGAAACCAUCCCUGCCGUCUAUAAGCCAAGUAAUGAUGAACAAUUGAGAGUGGUAGAGAUUCUAGGAAAGUCGUCGGUACCAGCAGCGUUAACAACCACAACUGAAACUCUUUCUGCCAACUAUGAACCAAUUAGCGACAGACAAUUGAGGGUGGUAGAGAUCCCGGGAACAUUGUUGGUGCCAGACACGCCAACAACAACAACCAAAAGCUUCGCUGUCACUUAUAAGCCAAUCAGCGACGGACUAUUGGGAGUAGUAGAUAUUCCAGAAACGCUAUCGGUACCAGCAACAUUAACUACAACAACAGAAACCAUCAUUAGCUAUAAGCCAAGUGUCGACGGACUAUUCAGAGUGGCAGAAAUUCGAGACACGUCGUCGGUAUCAGCGGCGUCAACUACCACAACCGAAACCAUCCGUGCCCAUGAGCUAAGUGGAGACGGAAACGCGAGGUUGGUUGAGACUCUCGAUACGUAUCGGCUAAUUGAUGACAGGCCAACAAGAGUGUUAGGCAUUCUAGAAAGGUUGUCGAUAUCAGCGACUUUAACUACGAGAACAGAAAUUAUCCCUGCGUAUAAGUCAAGUGGUGAAAGACAGUCAAGGAUAACAAACAUUCCAGAAAUAUCUUCGGAAUCUGCGACUCUAACUUCAAACACCGAAACCAUCUCUCCUACCUAUAAGCGAUAUGACAACGAACAAUCGGGGGUGUUAGAAAUUCCGAAAAUGUCAUCAGUACCUACGAUUUCAACUACAACAACUGAAACCAUCCUUACCUCUAAGCCAAAUGAUGACGGACAAUUAGGGGUAGCAGAAAUUCCAGAUACGUUGUCGUUACCUACGACUUCAACUAAACCAACCGAAACCAUCUCUAGGUAUAAGCCACAUGCCGACGGCCAAUCGAGGAGAGUUCAGGCUACAGACACGAUGUUGUUGGUACCACCGACUUCAACUACAACAAUCGAAACUAUACCUACGUAUAAGCGUGGUGACAAGGGAUAUUCUGAGGUACUAGAUUCUGCAGUUACGACAUCAGUGCUUAGACCUACUGCACCUAUUUUAAAGGAUUUUCAGGGGCCGGGCAAGCAAAUCUGUCAUUUUCCUACAUAUGAUACACCCUGUAGCUUCGAAGGAUAUUUUCGUAUGAAUCGAUCUUGUAGCAAUUACUAUCAUUGCGCAUUUAGUAACAAAUGCGGCAGUGUGGUAGUCUCAUCAAUAAUGACUUGUCCCCUUUGCUUGAAAUUCAAUGCUAAGAAGCAACGUUGCGAUCUUCCAGAAAAUGUGGCGGAAUGCUCAUAUAGCGUUGCAAGCAGAGGUUUCAACAGUAUUAAAACUUUUCCAAGAAUAAGAUCCUGUACCGGACCUGGAAUUUUUCCAGUACCAGAAGAUUGCUCAAAAUAUUAUCACUGUCGUUUUGACAAAAAAACAAAAACGUAUUUGUUAACGAUAAGAACUUGUUUGGGUAAGAAAAAAUUCGAUACCAAGACAGGGAAAUGUCAGACAUUUGCAAAAUGUGUACAGACAAUAAGCCCAUGUAACGAUGCCAAUUUGGCAAGAGAUAUGUAUAGCUGCGAAAAGUUCUAUUAUUGUACGCACAAUGAAAAGUUGCCACUCUUCUGUCCCAGAGGAUAUAUAUUUAAUGGAAAAUACUGUGCAGCUAAUAAUACUGUUUGCAUUGAUCAAUGUAGGAUUGAUUAAUGAAAAGUAAACAAA